AACCCAAUCGCGUUACGCGUCUCAUGAAAUUAUUUUCUUUAGUCUUCUCUUCAACUGUCACAUUUAUGAUUAUUCAUAAUGAUCAUUACAUGUCAAUGAGUAAAGCCACGUCAACAAUGUCGGGAGUAUCAAAUGUUGAAGAUCAAUGCGUCGAUUGUAAAAGAAGCAUGAUUCCAGUAAAAGCAUUGUAUGAAUGUCAACAUAUGUAUUGUACAGAUUGUUCAAUGGUACAAAGACAAAACGCUUAUACAUGUGAAAUUAAUCAGUGUAAAAUAGAAGACUGUAAAUCGAAAUUACCCAAAGGGAAAUGCCUAAAAUGUAAUCAAAUGAAGACAGUAGAUACCUUGUUUCUUUGUCGACAUAAACAUUGCGAAGACUGUAUACAAUUUUUCAUAAAAUCAAAAAUUUCUAAAUGUCCAAUAAAAGAAUGUAACGCAGAAGUACUCAUAGGAAUGGAAUUAAGAAAAUGUAAUUACUGUCGUAAGGAUAUAUUAAGAAAACAUUAUUAUAUAGGGUGUUAUCAUCCAUUUUGCAAUGAAUGUAGUGCAAAAUUUGAAAAGCAUGAGAUACCUUGUCUAACUUGUAAAGAGAAAGAAAGAGAGAGAAAGCGAAAAGAAAAGGAAAUAGAAAUGGAGAGAAAAAUGAAAAAUGAAAUGCUUUCAUACAUUAAUCAUUUACGGAAUAGGGAGAAAGUACAUGAUGAUAAUAUAUUUUCAUAUUAUAUAUAGACUACAAAUACAACACCUCAUUAAAACAAAAUUUUAAAAAAACAAUGUCCUUAAAUCCUUCAAAAAAAUAUAAAGUUUUGUAAUUAAAAUAUUUUUAUCUGUAUGAACUGCUAAUUGCAAAAUGAAUGUACAUUUUCAUUUAAGUUUUAAGUAUAAUUCAUAAUAUAUUGUAACCUAUAUUCAUAGCAGAUGAAAGUUUUAAAUCAAUAAAUAAAAUAAGUAAAUAAAAAUAUA
This is a messenger RNA of Daktulosphaira vitifoliae (grape phylloxera), 962 nucleotides long. RefSeq lists its product as uncharacterized. The transcript is spliced from 8 exons. The coding region runs from base 24 to 728 and encodes 234 amino acids. NCBI's taxonomy places the organism in Eukaryota, Metazoa, Arthropoda, Insecta, Hemiptera, Phylloxeridae. The record is from RefSeq and is a predicted model, not a curated record.